AUCGUAGCAAAGAAUAUCGAGUUCUCGUGGUGUAGGAAAUUGCCUUUAUACUUGGUCGGCAAAUCUCCGGCUAAACUCACCCUUGCUUCCCCAUGCUAAAGCUCCUCCAAAAAGUGACGGUCAUCGUUCCAUCCUGAACAGCUUUUGCGCACGGCGGACUUCCGACAAAAUGGAUUUCGUCGUCCUAUCCAGCCGCCAGCUCCGACGGCCACUCCCGAACUUAUGUAGGACCUGUAUCCGUCGACUCGCGCCCCGGGCGACCCGAUCCUUCGCCAGCGCCAGCUCCAAGCAACCCGAAAUCUACGAUGUCGUUUGCGUGGGCGGCGGUCCGGCCGGUCUCAGUCUUCUUACCGCGUUGAGAGCGAACCCGGUAACGGCCAACCUGCGAGUCGCCCUCGUCGAGGCGCAGGACCUGCGCAAAGUGCGCGCCUGGAAGAUGCCACCGGACCGCUUCUCGAACCGGUGCAGCUCGCUGACGCCCGCCUCGGCGAAGUUCCUCGACGGGAUCGGGGCAUGGGCGCACGUGAAGAGGGAGCGCGUGCAGGCGUACCACGAGAUGCAGGUCUGGGACGGCGUCACGGACGCGCGGAUCGAGUUCGAGUGGGCUAGGGAUAAUAAGCGCCGCGGCGGAGGAGGCACGAUCGCGUAUAUGACGGAGAACCUGAACCUGACGUCUGGGUUGCUGGGCAGGUUGGAGGAGUUGGGGGGUGUGGAGGUUUUCGAUGGGGCGAAGGUUGAGGGGAUUGGGUUUGGUGGGGAGACGGAGGACCUGGAUUUGAGCGAGUGGCCGGUGGUGAACUUGGUUGGGGGGAAGCAAUUGGCGGCGAGGCUGCUGGUGGGCGCGGAUGGUGCUAAUAGUCCUGUGAGAGCGUUCGCUGGGAUCGAGAGUAGGGGAUGGGAUUACGAACGACAUGGUGUUGUCGCGACGUUGGAGUUAGAGGGAGAGGGUUGGGGUGGAGAUGGUUUGAAAAUCGCAUACCAGAGAUUCUUACCUACGGGCCCCGUUGCCAUGCUCCCUCUCCCCGGCAAUUUGUCAACACUCGUCUGGUCUACCACGCCCUCGAACGCCGCGCUCCUCAAAACCCUUUCCGCAAAAGACUUCAUCGCCCUCGUCAACGCCGCCUUCCGCCUUAACCCCGUGGACCUCGCGUUCAUGCACACCCUCAGCUCCGGACAAGUCGAUGAGCUAGCCUGGAGGCUGCAACACACGCAGUUCAACUACCAGGCCAUACCGCAAACCGUCGUCGGCGUCCAGGAAGGCACGAUAGCAUCAUUCCCGCUGAAAAUGCGGCACGCAGACACGUAUAUCGGGGAGCGCGUGGCGCUCGUCGGCGACGCCGCGCACUCGAUCCACCCGCUCGCGGGACAAGGACUCAACCAAGGGCAGGGCGACGUCGAGUCGCUGACGCGAACGAUCGAGUACGCGGUCUCGCACGGCCAGGACAUCGGCGCGCGGAUGUCGCUCGAGCCGUAUAACGCGGAGAGGUACGGGCCGAACCAUGUGCUGCUGGGCGUGUGCGAUAAGCUGCAUAAGGUGUAUUCCGUGGGUAGCGGGCCGUUAGUGCCGUUAAGGUCGUUGGGUUUGAAUGCGAUUAAUGCGCUGGGGCCCGUCAAGAAUUUCUUCAUGGAUCAGGCGGCUGGGAAUGGGAUAAAGCUGUUCUGAGCGGUUCUAGUUAAGUAUUACGCGUCGUUGGCGAUGGGUUAUGUAUGCUGUGUAAUAUUAUGCUAUUUCACACUCUAGCUGUGAUAGAAGACACGAAGAUGGCGUCUGGGUUGAAAAUAUAUACGCGCUCUGGUGUACAUGGUAGAAAUCAUGAACUCAGCAGCUUCGAAUACCAUGUGAGAUUACUAGAAGCUGGACUUGCGACGAUGCUUGAUUGAUCG
This is a messenger RNA of Annulohypoxylon truncatum, 1884 nucleotides long. RefSeq names its product ubiquinone biosynthesis hydrox. Gene Ontology annotation, biological process: ubiquinone biosynthetic process. NCBI's taxonomy places the organism in Eukaryota, Fungi, Ascomycota, Sordariomycetes, Xylariales, Hypoxylaceae. The record is from RefSeq and is a predicted model, not a curated record. The coding region runs from base 170 to 1663 and encodes 497 amino acids. Gene Ontology annotation, cellular component: mitochondrion. Gene Ontology annotation, molecular function: 2-octaprenyl-6-methoxyphenol hydroxylase activity; FAD binding; oxidoreductase activity, acting on paired donors, with incorporation or reduction of molecular oxygen, NAD(P)H as one donor, and incorporation of one atom of oxygen. The transcript has 2 exons.